CAGUCAGAUGACCAGCUGUGGAAAGAGGUGGACUGGUGUGUGGAACAGCUAGAACUUGGCCUGAAGACACAGAAAUCCACUCCAAAGCAGGUCGAGGAGGCUCUCCGUGCGAUCAAGACGCUGCGCAAUGGCAAGGCUCCACUGGUGAAGAAACGUCAGCUCAUGAGAGUCAUGUUUGGAGACUAUAGGAAGAAGAUGGAGGAGGAGCGGUGCAAAGAGCUGAAGCUCAUGGAAACAGCUGUGAAAUCUGCCAGGGUCGUGGAAGUGAAGGGAGACAUCCGCAACAAGAACUGCCAGUUCAUCCAGAAGCGCUCAGGAGCUUGCAGGAAAAGCCGAGAUUCAGCAGGGUCCCCUUUGGAGUCACCCAGGACACUUAACACAGGCUCAUUCAAAUUUGCAACUUCCCAAGAAGAGUUUCGCUUUAACUUCUUGUAG
This is a messenger RNA of Balearica regulorum gibbericeps (East African grey crowned-crane), 435 nucleotides long. NCBI's taxonomy places the organism in Eukaryota, Metazoa, Chordata, Aves, Gruiformes, Gruidae. The record is from RefSeq and is a predicted model, not a curated record.